Molecule: messenger RNA, 2930 nt
Organism: Catharus ustulatus (Swainson's thrush)
Lineage: Eukaryota; Metazoa; Chordata; Aves; Passeriformes; Turdidae
Product: protocadherin alpha-6-like
Exons: 3
Coding region: 75-2930 (951 amino acids)
Biological process (GO): homophilic cell-cell adhesion
Cellular component (GO): plasma membrane
Molecular function (GO): calcium ion binding
Source: RefSeq, a predicted model, not a curated record
CCCGGGCCGGGGCCGGCGGGCACAGCAAGAGCGGCAGAGCUGCAAGAGCGGAGGCGAGAGCAGCGGCGGCAGGGAUGGGCGAGCGUUGCUGUGCGGUGCUGCGGGUGCUGGUGCUGCAGGCGGCCUGGGCGCUGGCGGGCGGGCAGGUGCGCUACUCGGUGCCGGAGGAAGCCAAGGCCGGCACGGUGGUGGGCCGUCUGGCGCAGGACCUGGGCCUGGAGGCGGGCGAGGCGGAGGCGCGGCGGCUGCGGCUGGUGGCGCAGGGCCGGCGGGCGAGCGUGGAGGUGAGCGGGGCGAGCGGCGCGCUGCUGGUGAGCUCGCGGCUCGACCGGGAGGAGCUGUGCGGCAAGAGCGCGCCGUGCGCGCUGCGCCUGGAGGUGCUGCUGGAGCGGCCGCUGCGCGUCUUCCAUGUGCAGCUGGAGGUCACCGACAUCAACGACAAUGCCCCCAUCUUCCCCGCCGCCCGAAAAAACCUCAGCAUCGCGGAAUCGUCUUUGCCGGGAUCUCGUUUCCCUCUGGAGGGCGCGUCGGAUGCGGAUAUCGGAGCGAACGCGCAGGUCUCCUACACACUCAGCCCCAGCGAGCAUUUUUCUGUGGAUUUGCAAAAAUCGAACGAUGGAAAUCUUGUACUCGAUCUCGUUUUAACGAAAUCUCUGGACCGCGAGACGAUUCCCGUGCACCGGUUGGUGCUGACGGCGACUGAUGGGGGCCGGCCGUCUCUGACAGGCACCAUGGAGCUGGUGAUCUCGGUGCUGGAUGCAAACGACAACGCACCCCAGUUCAACCAGUCGGUGUAUAAAGUGCAGCUGCCGGAGAACGCUACAGAGGGGACGCUGGUGACGCGGGUGAAUGCCACAGAUGCGGAUGAAGGAAGUAAUAGCGAAUUAACCUUUACCGCGAUCACGUUCAUUCCGCCGAGCGGACGUGAUGUGAUUUCCAUCAAUCCCAAGACAGGGGAGAUUCACCUCACAGCAGCUCUGGACUUCGAAGAAGUCAGUGUAUUUGAUUUUCGUAUUGAAGCGAGAGACCAAGGCACACCUCCACUGUCGGGUCAUUGCCGGGUGGUGCUGGAGGUGCUGGACGUGAACGACAACGCGCCGGAGGUGUGGGUGACGUCGCUGUCGGUGCCGGUGCCGGAGGACGCGUCGGUGGGGACGGUGGUGGCCCUGCUGAGCGUGUCGGACCGAGACUCGGGGGCGAACGGACGCGUGCGGUGCUGGGUGUGGCCGGCGGCGCCGUUCGGGCUGGAGGCGACGUUCGCGGGCUCGUACUCGCUGGUGCUGCGCGAGGCGCUGGACCGGGAGCGGGUGUCGGAGUACGAGGUGGAGGUGCGUGCGGAGGACGGCGGGGCGCCGGCGCUGGGCGCCAGGCGCGGGCUGCGGGUGCCGGUGUCGGACGUGAACGACAACGCGCCCUUGUUCGCGCAGGCCGUGUACACGGUGCUGGCGCGGGAGAACAACGCGGCGGGCGCGGAGCUGGCGCGGCUGUGGGCGCGGGACCCGGACGAGGCGGGCAACGGGCGCGUGAGCUACUCGGUGUGGGAGGGCGCGGCGGGCGGCGUUGGGGCCGCGGCUGGCAGCGGCUGGCGUGCGGCGUCGAGCUACGUGUCGGUGGACGCGGAGAGCGGGCGCGUGUGGGCGCUGCAGCCCUUGGACUACGAGGAGCUGCAGGUGCUGCAGUUCGAGGUGCGCGCGGUGGACGCGGGGGAGCCGCCGCUGUGCGGCAACGCCACGGUGCAGCUCUUCGUGCUGGACGAGAACGACAACGCGCCGGCGCUGCUGCCGCCCGCGGGCUCGGCGCCGGAGGCGGGCGCCGUGGCGGCCGAGGCAGCCUCGUCGUCGUCGUCGUCGUUUGUGGGGCCGGUGUCGGGGUCGGGCACGCUGUGGGCGUGGGCGGCGUGGGGGGCGCCGGCGGGCCAGGUGGUGGCCAAGAUCCGCGCCGUGGACGCCGACUCGGGCUACAACGCGUGGCUGCGCUACGAGCUGUGGGAGCCGCGGGCCAAGGGCCCGUUCCGCGUGGGGCUCUACAGCGGCGAGGUGAGCACGGCGCGGCCGCUGGACGAGGCGGACGGCGCUCGCCACACGCUGCUGAUCGUCGUGCGCGACCACGGCGAGCCGGCGCGCUCGGCCACGGCCACGCUCAGCGUGUCGCUGCUCGAGGCCAACGAGGCGGCACUGGCCGCGGGAUCCUCGGCGGCGUCGUCAGGGUCAGGGUCGCGGUCGGCGGUGGGCGUGGAUGUGGGCGUCGGUGCGGCCAGCGCGGCGACCAACGUGUGGCUGGUGGUGGCGAUCUGCGCCGUGUCGAGCCUGUUCCUGCUGGCGCUGGUGCUGUACGGGGCGUCGCGCUGGGCGCCGCGGGCGGCCGUGCUCUCGGGGCCCGGGCCCACGACGCUCGUGUGCGCCAGCGAAGUGGGCAGCUGGUCGUACUCGCAGCGCCACAGCCGCAGCCUGUGCGUGGCGGACGGCGCGGCCAAGAGCGACCUCAUGGUUUUCAGCCCCAACUUCCCUCCGCCGCCGCCCGGCGCCGCGCCCAAGGACACGCAGCCGGAGCCCUCCGCUCUCCUCCGCACGGUCAGUGACACUGCCUUGCUUUUGCCUCUCACCCAUACCCAACGUUUCUGUCCCUCCAGGGAAAGCAAGAGCCUGACAUUGAUUGUACAAGUGGAAGAUGAAGCAGAAGAAAAGUUCUUCAUUGAGAUACAGGAAGAGUACUUGGAAGCAGUGGUUGCUUUUUCAGUAUUCCUGGAGGACUUGGGCUCUUUGCAGUAUGCAGGUAAGAGGACACGGCUGGAAGAGAUGCACAUAGCCAGCCGGAGGAGCGGCCGCUAUUGGGAAGAGUGUAGAGCGGCGGAGCAGCGCACGGUGUCGCUGCAGGCUCAGGAACGGCGUGUGGGCGGCUCCGCCCCGGUGCAGCGGAGAGCCCGGCUGUGA